AUGAUAAACCAAAGUUCCAGGUUCUCUCUGACCGAGUGUGAGUCUGUGGACUUCCCGGGACAGCCCUACUCUGCCUCGGUGCUCUCUGUGGGCUACUGCCUCCCGCAGGCGGACGGUACAGUGCGGGCAGACGGCUCCAUCACGCUGCUUUCCGGUCCCCGUACGGUCCUGGUGGACACCGGGGGGCCCUGGUCCCGGGAUGCGCUGCUGGGGAGGCUGCAGGAGAGAGGCCUGGUCCCGGGGGACGUGAGCGUGGUGGUGGGCACUCACGGACACUCGGACCAUGUGGGGAACCUGGGGCUAUUCCCCGGCGCGAGGAUCAUCGUGGGCUAUGACGUCAGCACGGGUGACUUAUACGAGCAGACCGGGCUCGCGAGGGGGGAGGAGUACCGGCUGGAUGAGCACGUCUCUGUGAUGCCCUCUCCUGGUCACAGUGGACAGGACGUGAGUGUGCGAGUGCAAGGCCUGGACGGGGGGACUCUGCUGGUGGCGGGGGACCUGUUUGAGAACCGUUCAGACGAGUCCAGUUGGAGAGAACUGAGCCUGAACCCUGAACUGCAGCAGCUGCACCGACAGAGGGCGCUGGAGAGCUCUGACAUCAUCAUCCCGGGACACGGACGGCCCUUUAGAGUGACCAGGGGGGACCAGGAAGACUGA
This is a messenger RNA of Knipowitschia caucasica, 657 nucleotides long. The record is from the annotation of a GenBank genome assembly. Lineage: Eukaryota; Metazoa; Chordata; Actinopteri; Gobiiformes; Gobiidae.